Mizuhopecten yessoensis (Yesso scallop) is the source of this 1096-nucleotide messenger RNA. RefSeq names its product CD209 antigen-like protein C. The record is from RefSeq and is a predicted model, not a curated record. The coding region runs from base 34 to 738 and encodes 234 amino acids. The transcript has 4 exons. NCBI's taxonomy places the organism in Eukaryota, Metazoa, Mollusca, Bivalvia, Pectinida, Pectinidae.
AUAUAAUAGUGCCCUCGUAGAAGCAAGUCAAGCAUGUUUUUGUUUAAACUCUGUUUUCUGAUAUUAGCGAAAGCACUACUGUUACUAUCCUUGGCGAAUGGUACUCUUGUCCUGGAUGAGAACUCUGCAAUGGAAAAUUGGUUUCCGCAUAGCUACGUGACGUCAGUGGGCGUGGUGAGAUCAAAGUCUGAGUGUGGACUUCAUUGCUCGGCUGUUGGUUGGUGCAUGUCCAUCAUAUACGACACAGCCAAUAACACCUGUUAUCUUAACGACGUAUUGUUCACAGACGUAUCCAAUGGUUACUGGAGGCAGAAUACGACUCACUUCCAAGUGAAGAGUACUGUAACUAUACCUGAGGGUUAUGACUGCAAUGCUUUCACUGGAAGUUGCGUAAAUAUUUCAUCUUCUCCUCACACUUGGAAUGAUGCGUUCGACGUAUGUGCGGCAAAAGGUGAACGAUUUCUUCUGAUUGAUAGCGCUAACAAGCAGUUGGAGGCCGAGCAAUUCAUGCAGGAUCAAGGUCUCAGCUAUUUAUGGAUUGGGUUGACUGACCAAGAAACCGAAGGAGUAUGGCUAGACGGAGAAGGAAAUAUUAUGGAGUACAGCAACUUUCAUAACGGACAGCCAGACAAUGGAGGUAAUAACCAACACUGCGCUCUGAUGAGAGCCGACUAUGGAUAUAAGUGGGAUGAUGUAAACUGUGGUAAUAACUGGUAUGUCGUCUGCGAGAUGAUCUAACCUAUGUAGAAUUAUAAGAACGUUCGUGAUUGGUUAAUCCAUUACGUCAUAGUGGUAGCGCAAUGAAUGCUUCUUUUCAUAUCAUCAAAUUAUCGUCAGUUUUAGACUUAAAUCUCCAAAUGAGCCGCGGUUUACGGACCCCCUUACCACUAUCAGAAACUAUAACGUUGCAUUUCAAACUGUUUUGGCAUUACUAUAACUUUAAAAAAAAAUGUUUCUGAAAAGAAUGCAAUAUGUUGCAGGAACUUUUAUCAACACAUAACACACAAAUAGUAUCAACAAAAAUGUUGAGCGUGCAAAUUCAGGUGAGCUGGACCAGAAGUUGAUGCCUAGACCUCAGAUUGUUAUAGAAAGCGUU